GUAUUUGGCUCACGAAGUGACAUUUGCAAAUAUCUGAGACGGCUUAUCUGGAAUAAAAAUUUUCGUGCAUUCUUACUUUAAUCACUCAAACGAAAUGUCAGUUUCCUUGCGAUCUCCGCCCUCUUCAGCUCUCUCUUCUUCUUCCUCCUCUCUCCAGGGAGGAAAUGCGAGGCUAUUUUCAACCGCGUCUUCUACUGUGUACUUCAACUUGAGAACAUCUUUUCCUCUUAUUCGCGCUUCUUCUUCUUCUUCGCUUGAUGCUGGAUCGAGUACGGAGUUGGAUGAUGUGUCUAGCUUUAGCGAAAUCGUCCCUGACACUGUCAUUUUCGAUGAUUUCGAGAGGUUCCCUCCAACUGCUGCCACUGUUAGCUCAUCCCUCCUUUUGGGAAUUUGUGGCCUUCCUGAUACCAUAUUUAGAAAUGCUGUGGACAUGGCCUUGGCGGAUUCUAGUUGUUGUAAGCUUGAAAACGCUGAGUUGAGGAUGUCCUGUUUCUUCAACAAGGCUUUGGUAAAUGUUGGUGGUGAUUUGGCAAAAAUGGUUCCCGGUCGGGUUUCGACAGAGGUUGAUGCACGACUUGCUUAUGACACUCAUGGAAUUAUUAGGAAGGUUCAUGACCUACUGAAGUUGUACAAUGAAAUUGAUACUCCUCCUGAGCGUUUGUUGUUUAAAAUUCCUGCAACUUGGCAAGGGAUAGAGGCCUCAAGAUUGCUGGAAUCUGAGGGCAUACAGACCCAUUUGACCUUUGUUUACUGCUUUGCUCAAGCUGCAGCUGCUGCACAAGCUGGUGCCUCUGUUAUUCAGAUUUUUGUUGGGCGCCUUAGGGAUUGGGCACGCAAUCAUUCAGGUGACCCUGAGUUAGAAGCUGCUCUUAAUAGGGGGGAGGAUCCGGGGUUAGCAUUGGUGACAAAGGCAUUUAAUUAUAUACACAAAUAUGGACAUAAAUCUAAGUUGAUGGCAGCAGCAGUUCGAAACAAGCAAGAUUUAUUCAGUCUUCUGGGGGUUGACUAUAUCAUUGCUCCAUUAAAAGUACUGCAAUCUCUCAAAGAAUCUGUCACUUCUCCUAGUGAGAAAUAUAAUUUUGUUAGGAGGCUAACCCCAGAGUCCGCUGCCAAUUACAAUUUUAGUGAAGAAGAGCUGACCAAGUGGGAUCAAUUGAGCCUGGCAUCAGCUAUGGGACCUGCUGCUGUGGAGCUUCUGGGAGGUGGACUAGAUGGGUAUGUAAAUCAAGCAAAACGAGUAGAAGAGUUAUUCGGAAAGAUUUGGCCACCACCAAAUGUGUGAAAAGCGUUCAGAGGAAUGUGCUUCGACUGAAGGAAAAGAGUUUGGACUGAUUACGCAUCCUGUCUUAAUCAUUCAUAGUAUUUGUGUUUUCGUGUCAUUCAAACCCAAUCCCCUGAAUUCUCUGCCAUUACUUUUGAAAUUUGGUGAGACCUUUCCACCUCAUCACUUCCAAUAAUUCACUACUGUUUCAUUCCAAACUUUUGUGAGUGUGUGAGGUCAUUUCUAGUUUCAUUACAUUUCUUGGACACGAAAUCAUUUGGGUUUUUAUAAUUUAAAAACCUUCGAUUUCAUAUUUGAAAUUAAAAAAAAAAUAAAAACUAUAAACACGUAGUGAAUUGACACUUUA
Molecule: messenger RNA, 1628 nt
Organism: Mangifera indica (mango)
Lineage: Eukaryota; Viridiplantae; Streptophyta; Magnoliopsida; Sapindales; Anacardiaceae
Product: transaldolase
Exons: 13
Coding region: 95-1282 (395 amino acids)
Biological process (GO): pentose-phosphate shunt; carbohydrate metabolic process
Cellular component (GO): cytoplasm; intracellular anatomical structure
Molecular function (GO): transaldolase activity
Source: RefSeq, a predicted model, not a curated record